This is a messenger RNA of Capsicum annuum, 2328 nucleotides long. Its product is annotated as DNAJ protein JJJ1 homolog. The record is from RefSeq and is a predicted model, not a curated record. The coding region runs from base 176 to 2161 and encodes 661 amino acids. The transcript has 3 exons. NCBI's taxonomy places the organism in Eukaryota, Viridiplantae, Streptophyta, Magnoliopsida, Solanales, Solanaceae. Gene Ontology annotation, molecular function: nucleic acid binding; zinc ion binding.
GAAGUUCUUAUGCUAAUCAAAUUUGAUUUUCUAGUAUUAUAUAAGGGAGGUUAUUGAGCAAAGUUUCAAACUUGUAUUAUACAAUUUGACAUUUUUGUUUCCUUCUUAUUAUCCCUUGUUUAAGCCGAUCACCAAAUAAAAUAAUUCUGUAUUUUAUUCGUAUAAUUUACCAGCCAUGUUUUGGAGAGGUUUGUUGGAGUCCGUUUUAAAUAUCGUACAAUUUCCCCUACCAGCCAAACAGCCCCUAAGCGACCAACCUCCUUUUUCCCCAUUGAAAAACCCUAAUAACGCUAAUCAAACAGAAGGAAAGAAAACUAAUCGUUCUUUCCCGGCGGCAAUGGCGGCUGAGGCGGCGGAGAAACGAUGCUUAUAUGAGAUCCUCGGCGUUAACCGCGACUGUACCGCCGACGAAAUCCGGUCCGCCUACCGGAAGCUCGCCCUGCAACGCCACCCUGACAAGCUGGUCCGAUCAGGCGUACCGGAAUCCGAAGCUACAGCUGCAUUCCAGGAGCUUGUGAACGCAUACGAGGUUCUCUCCGACGCGCGUGAGCGCGCGUGGUACGAUUCGCAUCGAUCUCAGAUACUCUUCUCCAAUUCCGGUCCGUCGAGUUCGGGAAAUUCCGGUUCUGUUCCUAACCUGUUCUCGUUCUUUUCGAAUUCGGUGUAUUCUGGAUAUUCCGAUAAAGGGAAAGGAUUCUACAAGGUUUAUGGUGAUUUAUUCGAGAAAAUAUAUCAAAACGAAUUGAAUUUCGCGCGGAAAUUAGGUACGGAGUUUCCGAAGGAAGCUCCUUUAAUGGGGAAUUUGGAGAGUCCGUACGCUCAGGUGACGGCAUUUUACAGCUAUUGGUUUGGUUUCGUUACAGUGAUGGAUUUUUGUUGGGUUGAUCAGUAUGAUGUUAUGGCGGGACCGAAUAGGAAGUCGAGGAGAGUGAUGGAGGAUGAGAAUAAGAAGCUGAGGAAGAAGGCGCGGAGGGAGUAUAAUGAGACGGUUAGAGGAUUGGCGGAGUUUGUGAAGAAGAGAGAUAAGAGAGUGAUUGAUAUGCAGAUGAAGAGGAAUGAGGAAAUGGAGAAGAAAAAGGAGGAGGAACGGAAGAGAAAGAAGGAGCUCGAGAGAGAGAAGGCUGAGAGAGCGAAGAAGUAUGUAGAGCCAGAGUGGUCGAAAGCUGAGGAGUUAGAAGAUGAUGGAAUUGAGGAGGAAUCGGAUGAGGACGAGAAGAAGAAGGUUGAUGGGAAGGAAUUGUACUGUGUGGUGUGUUCGAAGAAGUUCAAGAGCGAGAAGCAGUGGAAAAAUCACGAGCAGUCUAAGAAGCAUAAGGAAAAGGUGGCAGCUUUGAGAGAAGCUUUUGAUGACGAAGAUGAUGAGUAUGCUGAGUUGGCUGAGUUGGUGGAGGAUGGGGCAAGUGAGGAUAUAGAUGAUGGGGUGGAUGAGUUAGCGGAGCGUUUAGAAAGUAGUACACUAAUUCAAGAAGAUGAGCGUGAGGAUGAUGAGGUUCAGAGCAGCGAAGAAGAUGAGACCACUAAUUAUCAAAGCGGCUCUAAUUUAAAGAGAGCGGUUGAUGAACUUGGAUUAGAUGAUGAUGAUGAAGCUAGUGUACUUGAAGCUAUGAUAUCUGGCCGCAAAAGUAGGAAGAAUGCAGGUUCAGGUGGCAGUCGUCAAACUCCAACAAAGAAUGUUCAGGGUGAAUCUGGUAACGAUGAAAUGGACUUCAUGGAAUAUAAUAAUCUUAGAAGUACUAGGAGAAAUAAGGGUGGCCGGAAACAAAGAAACAGGAGACCACAAGAGGAAGAAGAAGAAGCAGGAGGAGGAGGAAAUAGCGAGCAAGUUCAGCUCGACACAGAGGUAGAUGAUAAUGCAUAUAAUGAUAGCUCAGCUUGCCAAGGGCUGUCAUCCCAGACUUCGGCAGAAAGAGCAAAUGAUCACGAAGGAGAUGACGUUUCAGGAGAUGGUGAGAAAGUUACUAGUAAAGGUACAGAAAAGAAAACUACCGUGAAGAAGGACAAAGUAAACAAAUCAAAAGACACAACCAAAGGAAGAAAACAGAAGGCAAAAUCAAAAUCUUGUAGCAACUCGUGUGAUACAUGUGGGGAGGAGUUCGAUUCAAGGAAUCAGCUACACAAGCAUCUGGGAUCAACGGGGCAUGCUAAACUAAAAUCUCGGUGAUAUUGCAGAAUCCUCAUCGACUGCAACUCAAGCUGAUCGAUGGAUGGUUGGGGCAGGAUUAUUUGUUCCUUAUUCUUUAUGGUUUACAGAUUAUUGUGUACGAUUUAGCAAUUAUCAUUGUAUACCAUAUUCAAAUGAGUUAGAAAUCAAAAAUUUUUGUAUCUCUA